Molecule: messenger RNA, 612 nt
Organism: Fonsecaea erecta
Lineage: Eukaryota; Fungi; Ascomycota; Eurotiomycetes; Chaetothyriales; Herpotrichiellaceae
Exons: 1
Coding region: 1-612 (203 amino acids)
Biological process (GO): cellular response to oxidative stress
Source: RefSeq, a predicted model, not a curated record
AUGUCUGACGUCGACACCUACCUCGACAUCGCCGCCAAACGGCGCACCAUCUACAACCUGACGGGGGAAUCGACCAUCUCGGACGCAAAGCUCGAGGAACUGGUCAAGAAGACCCUGCUGGUCACACCGUCGGCAUUCAACACGCAGAGCGCCCGCAUCAUCGUCCUUCUGGGCGACCAGCACAGGAAGCUGUGGGAUAUUGUUAAGGCGGCCCUCGCGCCGCACGUGGCCGGCAAGCCCGAGCAAGCCGCCGCCACCGAGGCGAAACUGAACUCCUUCCGAUCCGCGUAUGCCUCGAUUUUGUUCUUCGAAGACCCAUCCACGUACGACCCGCUUGCCGGGUUCGUGACGUACGCCGACAAAUUCGAAGCCUGGCGAGAACAGGGAAGCGGCAUGAACCAAUUGGUGCUGUGGACCGCGCUGGAGGCCGCGGGGCUGGGCAUCAACGUGCAGCACUACAACCCGCUCAUCGACGAAGAGGUGAAGAAGACGUGGUCGAUUGAUGAGAAGUGGAAGCUGGUCGCUCAGAUGGUCGUUGGGAAGCCGGCUGGGGAGAAACCCGCAGCGAAGGAACAGAAGCCCUUGGAAGGAAGAUAUCGGGUCAUUGCUUGA